UGGAGGAGCUCAGGCAGCAGCAGUGACUCAUCAUGUCAAAGGUGGCCAAGUCCCGUGCUGUAAUCAUCGCCAUCGCAGAGUUUCACAUGCGACCGGGGGGCAAUGGUAUUGCAUUAGAUCCCCGGAAAGGUGUCAAAUAUGACCUAAAACGUCUUCACAAAGUACUUAGUGGUCUUGGAUUUGCAGUGUCUCUCCAUACAGAUGUCAGCGCCAGUGAGAUCAGAGAAAUCUAUCAGAAAGAGAGUAAGAAGCCACAAGGCGAUUGUUUCAUCAGCAUCCUCUCCACCCAUGGUGAAGAAGGCAUCAUAUAUGACUUUUAUGGUGAACCUGUUCUGCUGAGAGACCUCUACAGCUGGAUCUCUCCACACAACAGCCCAGCACUGAGUGGAAUACCCAAACUAUUUUUUAUACAGGCAUGCCGAGGAAACAAACUAGAUGAAGGCACAAAUCUCGAGACUGACAGUGCCCCAGCGCAGAUGAGUGUCUUCUCUCACAUUGACCAUCUCCCAAGAGAUACUAUGGUCAUGUUUGCAAGCAGUGAAGGUUAUGCCGCGUUCAAUAAUCCCUCAGGCUCCUUCUUCCUAAAGGCAUUAUGUGAGUUGCUAAGUGGGAGUGAAAAGGAUCUUGAACUGACUCAGCUACUUACCCGCCUUGCUUAUUGGGUGGCCUACAAUUUUGAGAGUAACGGGAAGAAUGGAGGUUUCAAAGAGAUGCCAUGCUACAUUACAAACCUUACUAGAGAACUGUACCCAUUCCGGACGUAGAGGACAACUGGUCUUCUGUUGGACUUAUAACUUUACAGCUUGCAAUAGCUGUCCAGCCAUACAGAGCUAUAGCCAGGGGAUCAUGCGCCCCAGGUGUUAGAUGCAAGGGAUGGGCAUAAGAAUUUAGCCACAGGGCUAAGGCCACAGACUGUAUCUGCAGCUAUACUGACAGGUGAACAACAGUCUAGAGGGCCCACAUCUUACCAAGAUUAAACUGCUGUUGCAUUGCCAGAGGACAUGUGAUGAACAACAAUCUGAAAGACUACUAAAGUGUACAAUGGAUCGCUGGAUGUACGUAGAUGUUGAGAAAAAGUUAGAUUUCAAAUCAACAUCUGCUGCCUAUACAGA
Molecule: messenger RNA, 1112 nt
Organism: Bufo gargarizans (Asiatic toad)
Lineage: Eukaryota; Metazoa; Chordata; Amphibia; Anura; Bufonidae
Product: caspase-7-like
Exons: 5
Coding region: 33-764 (243 amino acids)
Biological process (GO): proteolysis
Molecular function (GO): cysteine-type endopeptidase activity
Source: RefSeq, a predicted model, not a curated record